AUGAACGGCCUGAUACUGCAACAAAUGAGUAUGUGGUCGGCCUCCGAACUGGCGAACUCUGCUGUCUACCGGUCCCCCAUUCGAGAUAUACCGGUCCCCAAUUCCAGUAAUGGAGACAUUGGCUUGGGCGCAGCUGGAGGAAUUGAGGGAGCUGCAGGUAUAGGUGCAAAUGGAUUCGGAGGUGCAAUCCAAGCAGGAGCUGGCGCCGCUGGCAAUAUUGGAUUAUCAUCUGCACUAGGAGGUGCUGGCUUAGUCUCAACUGGAAUUGAAGCUGGAAUCGGUGCCGCAAGUCAAGCUGCAUCCGAUGUUGCCAGUGGUAACUUUGUCGGCGCUGCCACUGAUGCUGCAUCUAUUGGUGCAUCAGGAGCGUCAAGAGCGGCUAAUAUUGCAAGCAAUACUGUAUCAUCUGACGCAUCUGCAGCUGCCAACGGAGCUGAAAAUGCAGCUACAAUCGGAUCUCAAUCGGGUGCUGGAGCCGUAGACUCUGCAGUAAAUGCAGGUGCUGACGUGGCAACAGGCGCAGGUGGAAGCGGACUUUCAUCUGGUGUGUCGGGCGCGGCUGGAGCAGAGCAAGAAAGUGAUGAUGAUGACGGAAUAAAAUACAUUGCAGGAAUCGGUGUCUCAAGUGGCUUGAGCAGCACGGGCUCCAAUGUCAGCGGUGUCUCUAACGUUGGUUCCAGCAGCGAUUCAAGCGCAAAUAGCGGUAGUAGCGCUUCAAAUAGCGCAACUGGUUCAAGCGCCAGCAGAAAUUCCAGCAGUAGUGCAAACAGCUCAACUGGUUCAAGUUCCAGCAGAAAUUCUAGCAGCAGUUCAAAUAGCUUAACUGGUUCAAGCUCUAGCAGAGGUUCCAGCAGUAGUGCAAAUAGCUCAACUGGUUCAAGUUCCAGCAGAAAUUCCAGCAGCAGUUCAAAUAGCUUAACUGGUUCGAGCGCCAGCAGAAAUUCUAGUAGUAGUGCAAACAGCUUAACGGGUUCAAACUCCAGCAGAGGUUCUAGCAGUAGUGCAAAUAGCUCAACUGGUUCAAGCUCUAGCAGAGGUUCCAGCAGUAGUGCAAACAGCUUAACUGGUUCAAGUUCCAGCAGAAAUUCCAGCAGCAGUUCAAAUAGCUUAACUGGCUCGAGCGCCAACAGAAAUUCCAGUAGCAGUGCAAACAGCUCAACUGGCUCAAGUUCAAGCAGAGGAUCCAGCAGUAGUGUAAAUAGCUCAACCGGUUCAAGCUCCAGCAGAAAUUCCAGUAGUAGCGCAAACAGCUUAACUGGUUCAAACUCCAGCAAUAUUUCGAAUAGCUCAAGUGAGUCAAACUCAUACGAUGGUUCUAGCAGUAGUGCAAACAACGCAAGCAGUUCAAACAAUAGCGGAAGUUCCAGCAUUAGUUCAAACAACGCAAGCAGCUCAAACUCCAGCGGAAAUGCUAGCAGUAGUUCAAAUAACGCAAGCAGUUCAAACUCAUACGAUGGCUCCAGCAGUAGUUUAAAUAACGCAAGCAGUUCAAACUCUAUCGGAAGUUCUAGCAGUAGCUCAAACAACGCAAGCAGUUCUAACACCAGCGGAAAUUCCAGCAGUAGUUUAAACAACGCAAGCAGUUCUAACUCCAGAAGAAGUUCCAGCAGUAGAUUAAAUAAUGCAAGCAGUUCAAACUCUAGCGGAAGUUCCAGCAGUAGUUCAGAUAAUGCAAGUAGCGCAAACUCUAGCGACUCUAGUGUAAACUCCAGCGGAAAUUCCAUCAGUAGUUCAAACAGCUUAAGCGGUUCAAACUCAUACGAUGGCUCCAACAGUAGUUUAAAUAACGUAAGCAGUUCAAACUCUAACGGAAGUUCUAGCAGUAGCUCAAACAACGCAAGCAGUUCUAACUCCAGCGGAAAUUCCAGCAGUAGUUCAAAUAACGCAAGCAGCUCAAACUCAUACGAUGGCUCCAGCAGUAGUUUAAAUAAUGCAAGCAGUUCAAACUCUAACGGAAGUUCUAGCAGUAGUGUAAACAACGCAAGCAGUUCAAACUCUAUCGGAAGUUCCAGCAGUAGUUUAAACAACGCAAGCAGUUCUAACUCCAGAAGAAGUUCCAGCAGUAGUUUAAAUAAUGCAAGCAGUUCAAACUCUAGCGGAAGUUCCAGCAGUAGUUCAGAUAAUGCAAGUAGCGCAAACUCUAGCGACUCUAGUGUAAACUCCAGCGGAAAUUCCAUCAGUAGUUCAAACAGCUUAAGCGGUUCAAACUCAUACGAUGGCUCCAACAGUAGUUUAAAUAACGUAAGCAGUUCAAACUCUAACGGAAGUUCUAGCAGUAGCUCAAACAACGCAAGCAGUUCUAACUCCAGCGGAAAUUCCAGCAGUAGUUCAAAUAACGCAAACAGCUCAAACUCAUACGAUGGCUCCAGCAGUAGUUUAAAUAAUGCAAGCAGUUCAAACUCUAACGGAAGUUCUAGCAGUAGUGUAAACAACGCAAGCAGUUCUAACUCCAGCGGAAAUUCCAGCAGUAGUUUAAAUAACGCAAGCAGUUCAAACUCAUACGAUGGCUCCAGCAGUAGUUUAAAUAACGCAAGCAGUUCAAACUCUAACGGAAGUUCUAGCAGUAGCUCAAACAACGCAAGCAGUUCUAACUCCAGCGGAAAUUCCAGCAGUAGUUUAAAUAACGCAAGCAGCUCAAACUCAUACGAUGGCUCCAGCAGUAGUUUAAAUAACGUAAGCAGUUCAAACUCUAACGGAAGUUCUAGCAGUAGUGUAAACAACGCAAGCAGGUCAAACUCUAACGGAAGUUCCAGCAGUAGUUUAAACAACGCAAGCAGUUCCAACUCCAGCAGAAGUUCCAGCAGUAGUUUAAAUAAUGCAAGUAGUUCAAACUCUAGCGGAAGUUCCAGCAGUAGUUCAGAUAAUGCAAGUAGCUCAAACUCUAGCGACAAUUCCAGCAGCAGUUCAAACUCCAGCGGCAAUACCAGCAGUAGUUUAAAUAACGCAAGCAGUUUAAACUCUAACGGAAGUUCUAGCAGUAGUUUAAACAACGCAAGCAGUUCUAACUCAUACGAUGGUUCCAGCAGUAGUUUAAAUAACGCAAGCAAUUCAAACUCCAGCGGAAGUUCCAGCAGUAAUUCAAAUAAUGCAAGCAGUUUAAACUCUAGCGGAAGUUCCAGCAGUAGUUCAGAUAAUGCAAGUAGCUCAAACUCUAGCGACAAUUCCAGCAGCAGUGUAAACUCAAACGGAAAUUCCAUCAGUAGUUCAAACAGCUUAAGCGGUUCAAACUCAUACGACGGUUCCAGCAGCAGUUCAAACAAUGCAAGCAGUUCAAACUCCAGCGAAAAUUCCAGCAGUAGUUCAAAUACCGCAAGCAGCUCAAAUUCCAACGGUAGUUCCAGCAGUAAUUCAAAUAACGCAAGCAGUUCAAACUCAUACGAUGGCUCCAGCAGUAGUUUAAAUAACGCAAGCAGUUUAAACUCUAACGGAAGUUCUAGCAGUAGCUCCAACAACGCAAGCAGUUCAAACUCCAGCGGAAAUUCCAGUAGUAGUUCAGAUAACGCAAGCAGUUCAAACUCAUACGAUGGCUCCAGCAGUAGUUUAAAUAAUGCAAGCAGUUUAAACUCUAACGGAAGUUCUAGCAGUAGCUCAAACAACGCAAGCAGUUCUAACGCUAGUAGAAGUUCUAGCAGUAGUUCAAACAACGCAAGCAGUUCAAACUCCAGCGGAAAUUCCAGUAGUAGUUCAAAUAAUGCAAGCAGUUCAAACUCCAGCGAAAAUUCCAUCAGUAGUUUAAAUAACGCAAGCAGUUAUAAUUCCAGCGGUAGUUCCAGCAGUAAUUCAAAUAACGCAAGCAGUUCAAACUCAUACGAUAGCUCCAGCAGUAGUUUAAAUAACGCAAGCGGUUUAAACUCUAACGGAAGUUCCAGCAGUAACUCAAACAACGCAAGCAGUUCAAACUCCAGCGGAAAUUCCAGUAGUAGUUCAAAUAACGCAAGCAGUUCAAACUCUAGCGGAAAUUCCAGUAGUAGUUCAGAUAACGCAAGCAGUUCAAACUCAUACGAUGGCUCCAGCAGUAGUUUAAAUAAUGCAAGCAGUUCAAACACUAGUGGAAGUUCCAGCAGUAGUUUAGAUAACGCAAGCAGUUCAAACUCAUACGAUGGCUCCAGCAGUAGUUUAAAUAAUGCAAGCAGUUCAAACUCUAACGAAAGUUCCAGCAAUAGUUUAAAUAACGCAAGCAGUUCUAACUCCAGCAGAAGAUUCAGCAGUAGUUUAAAUAAUGCAAGCAGUUCAAACUCCAGCGACAAUUCCAGUAGUAGUUCAGAUAACGCAAGCAGUUCAAACUCAUACGAUGGCUCCAGCAGUAGUUCAAAUAACGCAAGCAGUUCAAACUCCAGCGGCAAUUCCAGCAGUAGUUCAAAUAACGCAAGCAGUUCAAACUCAUACAAUGGCUCCAGCAGUAGUUUAAAUAACGCAAGCAGUUCAAACGCUAGUAGAAGUUCUAGCAAUAGUUCAAACAACGCAAGCAGUUCAAACAACGCAAGCAGUUCAAACAACGCAAGCAGUUCAAACAACGCAAGCAGUUCAAACAAUGCAAGCAGUUCAAACAAUGCAAGCAGUUCAAACAAUGCAAGCAGUUCAAACUCCAGCGGCAAUUCCAACAGUAGUUCAAAUAACGCAAGCAGUUCUAACUCAUACGAUGGUUCCAGCAGUAGCUCAAAUAACGCAAGCAGUUUGAACUUCAGUGACAAUUCUAGCAGCAGUUCCAACAACGCAAGUAGUUCAAACUCCAGCAACAAUUCCAGCAGCAGUUCCAAUAGCUCAAGUGGUUCAAACUCCAGUGACAAUUCCAGCAGCAGCUCAAAUAGCUCAAGCGGUUCAAACUCAUCUGGCAUUGCUAGCAGUAGCUUAAAUAGCUUAACUGGUUCACUCUCGAAUGGCAUCAGAGGUUCAAGCAGCUUAACCGGUUCACUGUCAAGUGGCUUGUCCGGCAGUAGCUCAAAUAGUUUAUCCGGUUCAAACUCUAAUGGAUCGUCCGUCCGUGGGUCAGGUGGUUUAAUUGGGUCACUCUCAAGUGGCGGAUCCAGUAGUAGUUCAGGUAGCUCAGGUGGUGCAAGCUUAAAUGGUGGUUUGGGCGCUAGCUUUGGCGGUUCAAUCUCAGGUUCAAUCUAA
Molecule: messenger RNA, 5112 nt
Organism: Galleria mellonella (greater wax moth)
Lineage: Eukaryota; Metazoa; Arthropoda; Insecta; Lepidoptera; Pyralidae
Product: dentin sialophosphoprotein-like
Exons: 3
Coding region: 1-5112 (1703 amino acids)
Source: RefSeq, a predicted model, not a curated record